Caenorhabditis remanei is the source of this 612-nucleotide messenger RNA. RefSeq lists its product as uncharacterized. The record is from RefSeq and is a predicted model, not a curated record. The coding region runs from base 1 to 612 and encodes 203 amino acids. Lineage: Eukaryota; Metazoa; Nematoda; Chromadorea; Rhabditida; Rhabditidae. Gene Ontology annotation, biological process: chromosome condensation; nucleosome assembly; negative regulation of DNA recombination. The transcript has 2 exons. Gene Ontology annotation, cellular component: nucleus; nucleosome. Gene Ontology annotation, molecular function: double-stranded DNA binding; nucleosomal DNA binding; structural constituent of chromatin.
AUGUCCGACUCCGCUCAAGUUUCUGUUGCUGCUCCAGCGGCCGCUGCCGCCAAGGCCAAGCCAGCUAAGGCCAAGGGAACCAAGGUUGCCAAGGCUAAGGCCCCAGUUGCUCAUCCACCAUACAUCAACAUGAUCAAGCAGGCCAUCAAGGAGCUCAAGGAUCGCAAGGGAGCUUCCAAGCAAGCAAUCCUCAAGUUCAUCUCUCAAAACUUCAAGCUCGGAGACAACGUCAUCCAAAUCAACGCUCACCUUCGUCAAGCCCUCAAGCGCGGAGUCACCAGCAAGGCCCUCAUCCAAUCCGCCGGUGCAGGAGCCAACGGACGUUUCCGUGUCCCAGAGAAGGCCGCCGCCGAGAAGAAGCCAGCCGCAGCCAAGAAGCCAGCCGCCAAGAAGCCAGCCGCCAAGAAGGCCGCCACUGGAGAGAAGAAGGCUAAGAAGCCAGCAGCAGCCAAGAAGCCAGCCGCCAAGAAAGCCGCUACCGGAGAGAAGAAGGCCAAGAAGCCGAAGUCGCCAAAGAAGGUCGCCAAGCCAGCUGCCAAGAAGGCCGCCAAAUCUCCAGCCAAGAAAGCCGCACCAAAGAAGGCCGCCGCCAAGCCAGCCAAGAAAGCUUAA